CUAUUCUUCUUUGUUUUAACCUUAGUUGAGUUUUUUAACAUGAUUUGAAUGACAAGCAGAUCGGAGACCUCGAUGACCAUAAAAGUCUUCUUGUCUUAGUAAUAAAAUACUCCAUCUUUCCGUUUAUUCCUCUUCUUUGUUUAAUCUCUUCUCUUUGUAUUUGGGGUGAUUUUGACUUUUGCCUUUGAAGCUGGGUUUUGAGUUUUACAUCGAAUUCCAUUCCGAACAUGAAACAUUCUUGAAUCUCUGUUCUGUUUCUUUGCUGCACACACAUUCUCGGUUAAACUUUAACCAGGAAUCUGAAUUUUUGGGAAGCUAAAGGAUUGUGGUUUGUCAGGGGAUAUGGCCAACUCGAGUGAACAGCAAAGUCGUGGUUCCAGAAACGGCUCUGACCGGAUAGAGACGCUGUACGACCAGUACCAAAGGAAUUUGCCUUCUUCAUCUGAAGAGAAGUCGAGCAAGGGAAAGUUUCACAACCGCGUCGGCAAAUUUUUCAAGGCAGCAGCAAGGGGCGACAAUCCGUCAAGCAACAAAGAUCAGACACAGGCUGAAAACCCUGCAGCUCCUCUAAAUGGGAAGGCUACCCAAACCCAAAACAAUAGCGACGAAGGAAGCUCGUCACAGAAGAGAAAAAUUCGCAAGACUUAUUCCCAUCCACCCAAGGUUCGGGGUUUUGAAUACGAUGAGAGGUCACUCGAAAUGAUGCUUCUCGAGGGUGGAAAGGACAAUUCGCUCAAGACAAUCGGAGUUGUGGGUCCUCCCGGUGUUGGAAAAACAACCCUUUGCAAGUUGAUUCUCGAAAACGAGAGAGUGAAGGAUAGCUACGGUCGAAGGAUCUGGGUAAGCUUACCGGAAAAGGCUGAGGACGGAACAACGUUGGAUCGUGCUGGAGCUACAGAGGACAUCGUCGAGCUCAUUUCUGAUGAACAUAAACUUCCUCGAUUGCUCCGAGACCAGCAAUUGAAGGAGAAGAAGUACCUAAUCGUGCUUGAUGAUGUUGGGGAGGGAGAGAUCGACAGCUACUAUAACGCUCUGAAAGCUUGCUUUAGCGAUGAACUUCCAAAGGAGAAAGGGGGAGCAGUUAUCGUGACAAGCAGAUCCGAGGAAGCAGCAAAGAAAGUGGUCGGAGACAAGCACUUGCAUCGCCUUCUGCCCCUGUCUGAUCCAAAGAGCUGCUGGUUAAUAUAUACCGAUGCGGUGAAAGGUUUUCCAACACCAGAAGACCCAACAGCUUCGAAAGAUGUGAUGGAAGAACUCAUGAAGAAAUCUGGCGGUCUACCUGGGGCUGCACAAAUGAUGGGUAAAAUCAAGGCUGCCAAAAAGGGGAAUAAUAAUAGCUCUCUAAGGUCUUGACAAUUCUGGCUUCAAAAAUUAUGGUUUAGUGUUCAGUCCCAUUGCAUUUGAUUGAGCUUUAAGAAUUUAAUUUGGGUUUGUAUUUCGUUAUUUGUCGGUAAAAUUGUGAGAAAUGAUUCACCUGUUUUAGCAAGUAAGAUGUAGUACUUGGUUUGAAUCAUUACAUGCAAGAGCAAGACAUGCAGAUGCAGUUGCUUGCUUCCGAGUUCUGAGUUGUUAAGAAAUCUGUGUUUUUCAGAAGAUGGUGAACUGAACUCUCCGGGAACCAAAGACACUCCUUUGGGAGUUUCUUGUCGUUUGGCUUAUUAAUUUAUUUAAUUUUAUAUUUUGAAAGUCAA
This is a messenger RNA of Theobroma cacao (cacao), 1691 nucleotides long. RefSeq names its product P-loop containing nucleoside triphosphate hydrolases superfamily protein. Gene Ontology annotation, molecular function: ADP binding; ATP hydrolysis activity. Lineage: Eukaryota; Viridiplantae; Streptophyta; Magnoliopsida; Malvales; Malvaceae. The record is from RefSeq and is a predicted model, not a curated record.